Pocillopora damicornis (cauliflower coral) is the source of this 5473-nucleotide messenger RNA. Its product is annotated as DNA topoisomerase 2-binding protein 1. Gene Ontology annotation, biological process: mitotic DNA replication checkpoint signaling; DNA replication initiation; mitotic G2 DNA damage checkpoint signaling. The record is from RefSeq and is a predicted model, not a curated record. Lineage: Eukaryota; Metazoa; Cnidaria; Anthozoa; Scleractinia; Pocilloporidae.
UUAAAAUUUUAGUUUUGAAAGGUUCUUUAGAGUUUCGAUUGAUUUAUUUUGCUUCAAACUUGCAGAAAACAGUAUAAUAAUAGAGAAAUGAACUAGGUUUAACUAUUCUGUAAUGUAAACGCUGAGCUAUACGAAUUCGAUGAAAUCCAAGAUGGCGGUUUGAGGAAAGUGCCUACACACACAGGUUGUCGAUUUCAUGUGCUGAUCAGGAAAGAGGAAAAUGGCGAGCGAUGAUGAAAAUACUCUUAGGUUUAUAAGUGUUAAUGAGUCGAUGGAGGAAAACCUAUUACGAGCUUUGGAAGCUAGUAAGGAAUACGAUUUGAACAGCGAAUGGAUUUCCGCGAGCAAUUUGGAAAAUAUUGAUUUGGAGAUACAUCGCUCGGUGUACAUUUUGGAGAAUUUUGAAGGACAAAGUUUCGAGUACUUGAAGGAAAGAAAUUGCAGGAUCGUCGGUCCACCGUGUAUAUUAUCGUGUUUACAAACAGAGACUCCGCUGCCAAAUGUCCAGUACCCAGUUUAUUGUGUAGCCAUGCGAGGCAUUGCCAUCAGUUGUACUAGUGUUCCUCGGGAAGAGAGAGAUAGGCUUUACGAUCUUAUCCGGCUGAUGGGAGGGAUUGUUAUGAAAGACUUCACCAGCGCAGUAACUCACCUGGUUGCGGGUGAGGUGGGAUCUAAGAAGUACAAGGUUGCAUGUAGUUUCAAUAAACCAAUUUUAUUACCACAGUGGGUUUACAAAUGCUGGGAGCUUAGUCAGGACGAACAUGUGUGUGCCACAGAUGAACAAUUCAUGGAAUUCAAAUGCCCAACAUUCAAGGGAAUUACUCUCUGUGUGACAGGUAUUGAUGCAGAAAAAAGAAAAGAAAUAAAGAAACUUGUGACACAACAUGGCGGAACGUACUCAGGAGCACUUGAUAUGAACACUUGUACCCAUUUACUUGUCGAUGACCCAAGGGGUGAAAAAUAUGAGUAUGCAAGAAGGUGGAAUCUUCACUGUGUUUGUACACAAUGGUUUUAUGACUCAGUUCAGACAGGCUUGUGUCUGGAUGAGUCAAGCUAUUACACUCAACCUGAUAAAGAAAAUAACAGUUCACAAGCAGGUGCAAGAUUGUCAGGUAGCUUAAUCAAAGGCAGUACUUCUAAAAGUGGCACAGAGAUGAAGGUAUCAAAUAAAGCUGCACAAGCAGCAUACAAGAGUGCACAGAAACAUGGUAACAAAGAUUUGAUCCCUAGUUCCGGAAGAAACAGUAUGCAAUCUAAUCAGUCUAAGGCUUUGGAAAAUGUUUCCAAGAUAGGAGAGACUCACAUUUCUGACCCAGAUGGCUCUGAAUUUGAUGUUAGAGUUCAGCCUGGGAAUAUGUUUCUGGAUGGUUGCAAAAUUUAUUUAAGUGGAUUUUCUGGGCAUAAGUUGGAGAAGCUUAGAAAGAUCAUCAACUCUGGAGGAGGGACAAGAUUCAAUCAGAUCAAUGAGAUUGUAUCGCAUGUUGUUGUUGGAAAUAGAAUCAAUGCAGAUAUUGAUUUGUUGAGAAACUGUGAUUUUCAAGCUUUUGUUGUUAGUGUUCAAUGGAUUUUGGAUUCUGCAAAGGAAGGGAAAAAGCUACCAGAGGAAACUUAUCUUCUCUCAGAUCUAUUACAAAGGGAAGAUCUUUCACCAUCAUGCAAAGAGAACGAGGAUCCUGAUGAAGCCGUUUCAAAAGCAGCAGAAAGUGUCUCUGUUCUUCAGCCAAAUGCAUCAGAGGAAAAUCAUAAGGACACAAAGGCCAAGCCAGAGGAGGAUCAGUGUGAUGGCAAUGAUGAUUAUGAUGAUGUUUUCUUACAAUAUCUGCCUCAGAGUGAAGAGAAAGGCAAUGAACCUGUGCACAACCUUCCUCAAGGAGACACUAGUGCACAGUUCAAAGAGCACAGUAGUCUAAGUGCUGAUCCUGAUGCUACACUUGAUGACGAAGAAGAAGAAGCUUUCCAAGAAGGAUUACUGUCUGGAAAGUACUUCACAGUGGCUGGUUUUUCCAGUGAACAGCUGACACACCUCUGGCAUCUUAUAGAGGGCAAUGGAGGAAAGGCUGUUGCCAGUGGACAAACAGCUGACUAUGCAGUGUUGCCAAUGAACACAGUUCUUGAGGAAGAUUUACAUGCAAAACAGCUAGUUACAUUUUGCUGGUUAGAGAAGAGCUUGGAAUGUGGCCAUCUUUUGGCCCUGGAGGGUGGCUUUCUCUUUAAGCCAUUCAGCAUCCCAGAUGCUGGAAAACCACUCAGUAGAUGUGUUUUGUCAAUCAGUCAGUUUACAGGAGUAGAAAGAGACCACUUGUAUCAACUAGCAGAACUUCUGGGUGCUCAUUGUCAGGAAUACUUUGUUCGUAAAGAGAGUGGGAACUACAAGGCUAGCACACAUCUCAUGUGCCAAUAUCCUGAUGGAAACAAAUACAAAGCAGCUAUAAAAUGGAAUAUCCCUGUAGUAAGUAGAGAUUGGCUAUUUGCCUGUGCCUCAGAUGGCACCUUGGUUCCCUUCGACAAGUAUCCUGUCAGCAUUGAUAAAAAAUUGGCAAUGGAUGUCAUUGAUCCUUGCCCACCAGAGAAACUGAGAGCAGACACAACUCAACUCUCGAAUUUAAAACCGGACGAAGUUGAACUUCCAAUGGAAACAACUGAUGACACAUCUGUCCCUCAUGCACAAAAGGCUUACAGUGGCUCUGGUGGAAGUACUGAAAAGCAGCCUGUGAAGAGGCCAUCUAUGUACUUCCGUCCUUUCAGACCUUCAUUUGACUUGGCUGAUGUGAUGGAAGAGCUGGCUUCACCAGCUUGUCCUAGCCUAAGAGGUAGAAAGAGUCGGGGUAGUAGAAACAGCUUUCCACUGGAUGAUUUAUUUGCAGAGAACAUCAAACAGACUCUUCAAAAACUGGGCCCUGUUGCUCCAAGCACAAGGGAAAGUGAUGACGGGAAUGACAAUGAUGAAACUUUUGACAAUGUCCAACAGGAAGGAGAGGAAAAUGGAGAACCUCAACAACAAGGUAUUCUCGUUGGUGUCAUUUUAUCUGUGAGUAAAAAGUUGGCUCAGCAACAAACAGAACUCUUCGCCUUGGCAUCAUCUCUUGGAGCUGAUUAUCGCAGGCUUUAUGAUGGAUCAUGCACUCACCUUAUUCACCAGGGUCCAUCCAAUGACAAAACUAAGGAAUAUACACAGGCAAAGGAUCGUGGCAUUCACAUAGUGUCUCCUCAUUGGCUGUACAGUUGUCAAGAAAAAAACGAGCGAGUUGAUGAGACCAUGUAUCCACACACCUUUAAUCCAAAGUUAAGUCUGCCUGUGGUGACAACGGGAAGACGAAUGACAAGGUCAUCUCGAGCUGCAGCAACGGAACAAGAGAUGUCACCACUAAAGAAACGAAAGUCACUCGCAACAAAGAUGAGUCAGUCGAGUGAAACUGAAAAACUGAGCAAGACGGGAAGUGUGCCUGAGGAGUUAGCAAGGGAGGAACAGGCUGUGGAAGGCGAUAUUGCAGAAGAGGUUCAACAAGAUCCUCAAAUGGGACCGGCUACACUUGAGUCUCUAGAGGCCAGAGAAGAUUUUAAACGUCAGCUGGAGGCGAUCAUGGAUGCUACCAAGGUAAAAGGGAGACGAAGAAGCCGGCGUCAUACGUCAUCCAACAACUCAAGCAGCGUUUCCCACAAUUCAACAGGAAAUGUAACAUCUGAGAUGUCUUUGGCCACGAAACGUACAUCAUCAAGGCUGCGAUCACGUGUUGGUUCUAAGGAAUGAAAAGUACCUUGCUGCAGUGGCCGCUGGGAAGUGGGUUCUGCACAAGUCGUUCUUGGAAGCCAGUCGGGAAGCUGGCUUCUUUAUUGAAGAGUCUCUCCACGAAUGGGGACAGGAAAUCCCUGGAGAACCUCACAAUAAACUUGCUGCUGCUGCUCGACGGUGGAGAGUCAAACUUCGCCAGGAAAGAGCGGCCGCUGCCGAAGCUGGUAAAAGUCCAUCGUCCUGCGGUGCAUUCAAUAGUUGGGUGGUUCUUCUGUGCGUGGACAAGUCACGGCAGCCAGGAUUUAAACGUCUGUUAGAAUCCGGAGGGGCUAAGGUCUCGGGAUGCAGGCCACCGUUCAAGAAUACUAGCGACUUCACGCACGCAUUUGUAGACUUAGCUAAAACGAAAGUGGAUUCUUCUGACCUGAACGCUCUUCAAAAGGAUAAUGUUUGGUGUUUGAAGCCAGAUUACAUCGCCGAGUAUCUAAUGCAGGAUCCACCACCUCCCCCUCAGAAGUACUUACUCUCAGAACCAGUUAUACCUGGUGAACAAGACAGAUCGGUUCCUGGGCAGUCAAGAAAGAGAAAGGGGGAUGAUCUCACUGGAGGCGAUAAAAGAGUUCGUGUUUAAUUUUAAACGAUGAGAGAUUGUAAGGUGCUCGCUUGAUCUUGUGUUAAAAGCAUUAGUACUACGAUGGCUUGGAGUAUAAAUCAGUAGAGAGUUCUCGCAUCUCCAGAAAGAAGUCAAGACUCGUCCCGAAACAGACUUGCUAAAUUUGGAAGAAGGGGACUUUCACCAACAGAAUUUGUGAACCAAAAAGAUUCUAACCCCUCAAACCCUAAGAGUGACUCUUUAAAGUAAUAAUGCUCUUCCAUUCAUUAAGAUCUUGAGGAUAAAGGAAAUGAUCGCCAACCUAAGAAACUUUGAUUCAGUGUUAAACAAAUUCUCUUUGUCAGUACCAAAGGAAAUGUACACAGAAGAGUAUGGAGAAUAUGGAUACUGAUGUUAGGGUGUAAAGGGUUCAAAGAGGGUCUAUUUUAGCAGGUUUUCCAAAGAUUGUGACCUGUGUCGUUAGCAGUUCUCUUUGCUGAUGUAUUUAACGAUCGAUUUUUUCCACGUUAAGUCCACUUGCUGAGGUAAUUUUUCUCGGUCCAAUGGUGUCAUAGACAUUUCAGAGUGUUCAGAACACGAUGGGAAUGUAGGCUCUGUUAUCGGUUCUUUGCACAGCCUAAUUCCCUCUCUUGCAUCGUUACUACCCACGUGAUUUGUAGGACGUGAAAAUUGACUGAUUCAAACUACUGGUGUCUUUUCGUUUUCUUUUUAAAGUAAGUGAGGUAAAUAUUUAUGACUUGAGUUAGACUCCUGUGAAAUAACCUCUAGAGAAGUCACCUUUUGGGAAGUCACUUCAUCGCAAUCCUUUGCCAUUCUUACCGUCUGUGGUAUUGUCAAACAAUGCUAAUCAAAUUAAUUGUAACUUAGAGCAUCCCCUAUCAGAAGAUUUAUUUACCUUGAAACGAUUUACGUGCUGGCUCAAAUUUAGGAAAUGGAAUGUGACUGGCUAACUGUCUAGAAGAAUGUUGCGUUUGAGUUAGCAUAUGUUGAUCUGGAGAAAGGCAACGACGUCCUUGAAAGGACAGCGCGAAGGAUGUGUCGAGUGACAUACCAUUUUGAAUUAAAGAUAUUACGCAUUUUAUUGAGUUUUAAAUGUCAAUAAAGUAAGUAUUUGAUUAUUUUGAAAAAAA